This is a messenger RNA of Rhea pennata, 4112 nucleotides long. It is a transcript of the gene SLC30A9, whose product is annotated as solute carrier family 30 member 9. Gene Ontology annotation, biological process: zinc ion transport; transmembrane transport; intracellular zinc ion homeostasis. The transcript has 18 exons. Gene Ontology annotation, cellular component: membrane; endoplasmic reticulum. The coding region runs from base 16 to 1725 and encodes 569 amino acids. The record is from RefSeq and is a predicted model, not a curated record. Gene Ontology annotation, molecular function: monoatomic cation transmembrane transporter activity. NCBI's taxonomy places the organism in Eukaryota, Metazoa, Chordata, Aves, Rheiformes, Rheidae.
CGCGAGGUCGCCGCCAUGCUGCCGGCCCUGGCCGCCCAGCGGCGCGGCUGCCGCAGCCUCUACCGGCUGUACGUGCGGUGCCAGGCGGCGCCGCUCCGCCGCGCCUGCCACGGAUGGCAGACUUCAAUGAAAAGUGGGAGUCUUUCUUAUGUUAUCCCUUGCAAUCGUCUGCCUGUGCAGCUGAUGAGCCAAGUGAGAGUUUAUACCUCAAAUGGUCAGAAAAAAGAUGUUGGAUCAGAGGAUACAAAUGUAUCAGCCCCUGAAGAAACUGUGCCCAAAGUUGGAACAGGACAAGAUACCAGCAGUGUAGGUCAAAAACAAUCUUUUCUGAAAGAGCCAAUUCAAGUGAAAGUGAAAGCAGUCCUUAAAAAGAGAGAGUAUGGACCAAAAUAUACACAGAAUAACUUCAUCACUGGAGUCAGAGCAAUAAAUGAGUUCUGUCUUAAGUCCAGUGAUUUAGACCAGCUGAGGAAAAUUAAACGACGAAGCCCCCAUGAUGACACUGAGACUUUCACUGUGUACUUGAGAUCGGACGUAGAGGCAAAGUCUCUUGAAGUUUGGGGUAGUCCAGAAGCUCUUGCUAGAGAAAGAAAACGACGUAAAGAGGCAGAGAUCGAGUACAGAGAAAAUCUAUUUAGAAACCAAAGGCUGUUGAAGGAGUACAAGGAGUUUUUUGGAAAUACUAAGCCACGCUCCAGUACAACAUCUAUGUUUCUCAAGGGACCAGGAAAGGUGGUAAUGGUAGCUAUUUGCAUAAAUGGAUUGAAUUUUUUCUUUAAACUACUUGCUUGGGUUUACACGGGUUCUGCAAGUAUGUUUUCAGAAGCCAUACAUUCUUUAGCAGACACUUGUAACCAGGCAUUACUAGCUUUGGGCAUCAGUCAGUCUGCAAGGACACCUGACCCUAGUCAUCCAUAUGGCUUCACAAACAUGCGCUAUAUUGCCUCCCUGAUUAGCGGAGUGGGAAUUUUCAUGAUGGGUGCAGGACUUUCUUGGUAUCAUGGGAUCAUGGGUUUACUCCAUCCUCAUCCUAUAGAAUCUCUUCUCUGGGCAUAUUGCAUUUUAGCAGGAUCUUUGGUUUCUGAAGGAGCUACCCUUCUUGUUGCUAUAAAUGAAAUUCGGAGGAGUGCUCGAGCUAAGGGUCUCUCAUUUUAUCAAUAUGUUGUGCAGAGUCGUGAUCCUAGUACUAAUGUGGUGUUACUGGAGGAUGCUGCUGCAGUUCUGAGUGUGGCCGUAGCUGCUACGUGUAUGGGUCUGACUUCUUUAACAGGAAACCCUUAUUAUGACAGUUUGGGGUCUCUAGGUGUAGGAACUUUGUUAGGAACUGUAUCAGCAUUUCUAAUCUACACUAACACAGAAGCUCUUCUGGGAAGAUCCAUUCAACCUGAACAGCUGCAGCGACUUACCGAGUUACUGGAGAGUGAUCCUGUUGUAAGAGCAAUUCAUGAUGUUAAAGCCACAGACAUGGGAAUGAGCAAAGUGAGAUUCAAGGCAGAAGUAGACUUUGAUGGACGGGUUGUUACUCGUUCUUACCUGGAAAAACAAGACAUUGAACAGCUGCUACAAGAAAUUCAACAAGUGAAGACUCUUGAAGAACUAGAAGCCUUCAUGCUUAAGCAUGGUGAGAAUAUUAUUGACACACUGGGAGCUGAAGUAGACAGACUUGAGAAGGACCUAAAGCAACGAAACCCUGAUGUUCGUCAUGUGGAUUUGGAAAUACUAUAGACUUGACGGAAGAAGUCUUUAGGUUUUGGAAAGAAGUUGUGUAGAGGGAUGAAAAGCUGCUGAAACUGCAGUGACCUCAGUACCAUACCUCGCUUACUUUUGCUGUAGGCUUCCUGGACUGUUAGCGCUGUUUCUGGAAGAACAUUAGACUCGCGGGCAAAACUUUCUGUGGCAAAAUCAAUUUCAAAAAGCUAUUUAAUUUCCUCAAGAGAAUCUGUCUGAGUGAAUUUAUUGCAAUUCAGAACUUGAGGCUUGAGGUUCAGUUAGGGAAAUAUUACUGCCUGAAAAUAUACAACAUGCUUAGUUUUUCAUUGUGUCCCCUUGCAAUCAGUUUGCACUUCAUUAGUUUCUUUCAAGAUAUCAUUAAAGAUUCUUGGGAGAUAUUAAGAUUAGCUAGGAAGAUUUUGUUCCAGUGGAACCUGCCAACCUUAAGCUAGUUGUUAUUUUCCUUCUAUGUAAUUGUUUCACAGUUUUUUUUUUUUUUUUUUUUUUGAGAUAUGCUCUUUCUAAGAGGCACUGGCCUUCUCUCAAGUACCGUGACCUGGAAAUCUGCUUUUUGCCACUGUUGCCGUUCACAACAACACUUCAAAAAAUCAAUUUUUUUCCUCAGUAGGGUCAGCUUUGUGUGGCUAUCCAGAGUAUGUUGAGUUACUGUGAAGAAAUUACUGUGUAGGGAUUUUGGUGAACUUCCUUAGUUUAGAUUUUGUUCUUUCCCCCCUGAUUGUAUACUUUUUCUCUUAUUUGUAAAUAUCUUCAGAUGUAAUCUGGGGGAUAUUUAUGACUGUGCUUAUUAAAAUUUACCUGGCAUUUUUUGGCUUUUUAUACUUUUAAUAGGCUAUAUUGCCAGAAGAGUUCUUUGCUAGAAGUUAUAAUAGUCAAAAUGUAUUAGAAAUAUUUAUAAUUAAACAGAAAUGAAUACAUUGUAUUUUUUUAUUUAUUUACCUAUAGACAUUAUCUGUAGUCUGAGUUCUGAACUGCUUGCUUUGUGUUUUUUAAGAAUCAACCUUGCUUGUCUGGGAGAGUGAAACUAGUAGUCCUCAACAAUCCUGAGAUGAAGUGCCUAGAGUUUGUAAGUUUGAAAUGUGCAAUUCUAGCAUUAUAUAAAAUAGACUUCGAGAAUAAGGCUUUCUGCAGUAGGCACUUAAGUCAUAGUAGAUUCUUUGCAAAUCAGUCUUUUAAUAAAGUCUGAGUACAGAUCAUGCAAAUCUAUUAAUUGGAAUAUAAAUGAGAUAUCUACAGAUAAAUAACUCUGAAGAAAAUUUCUUAUGCACUUUAAAAUAUUUCAGUAAAAUGAAAAUUGUUCAUGAAUGAGAGGUGGCAAUAACAGCCUCCUAGUGACUCAGUUGCUGAGUUAAUUUAAUGACUGACUUGCUGAGAGAAGAAAUGUUGAUAUCAAACACAAGUUUUCAAAAACCAAAUUGUUAAUCUUAAAUUAUAAGCAUUGCAGCAAAUAGUAAUUGUGAAGACCAGUAAGUCAGGAUUUGAUUUAAAGCUUGAUGAUAUUUUUCAUAUAAAAUGUCACCAGUAAAUUAUGAGAAUUUAAAAUAGCAUGCCUUUUGACAAUUGCAAAGCACUUUGCAUGCUGAUCAUUUUGAGUAGAGUAACAUUCCAGUCUUUUUUAAAAAAAAAAAAAAAAAAAAGAAAAGGAAAAGAAAAAGAAAAAGAGACUUCCCAUACUUUAAUUGUGCGUGAAUGGUCUCUCUGGUACCCUUGUCCAUAAUUCCUUACCACUAGUGACUUCUUUAUAGCGUAUUAGCUUAUUAUGGCUAUUCCAAAAGAAAGCUGCAUUUAUCUGGUUUUCUCCUAUUGUAGAACUAGUUAGUAUACUUAAGCCUGAUGACUAGUUAGUAUACUUAAGCCUGAUGAUCUGAAAUGCAUUUAGUGAAAGAGUUUGAAGGUAACUUGUGAAUGUACUAUCUCAAGUAAAAAAGAGAGAUUUUAGAAUAUUAUAAGUCAUUUGCCUUCCUCCCUUCCCCCCCACAAUGUGUGUUUCAGCUCAUCUUGCUAUGCACUCUACUGAUGAUAGUCUCAUUCAUGAAGAACACUGAAAUCUGAUAAUGCAUAUCCUUUUUCCUUCUUCCUUGAAUAUUUAAAUGGAUUUUGAAUUUGAAUAGGCACUUAAAAAUUGUUAGUCCAGAAAUGCUAAAAGCACAAAUAAGAGGGGUGAAAAUGUGCAAAUAUUCUUACUGUGGGAGAUUAAUGGAGAGAGGAAAUGUGAUGUAAAUGGUUUAUGUGCUCGAGUUAGUAAUGAAUGAGUAGAGUUAGUCUGCACUUGACAGAGCAGAAGUUUAAAUACUGAAAUGUUCACAUAUGUUGUUUAAGAAGAGACAUGAGCAUGUGUUCUUGCAAGAUAUCUGUUCCAAAGCCAGUAAAAAUGAUACUUUUUU